CCCGCCUUGUCGUUAGUUUUGGAAAUUUCUUCAGCAUAAUUCACCUGACAGCAAGUUACAAGUUCAAAAUCAGCUUCUCAUCAUGGCUUUGAAUGUUGCUCCCGUAAGAGACACAAAAUGGCUGACGUUAGAAGUGUGCAGGCAGUUUCAGAGGGGAACUUGUUCACGCUCCGAUGAAGAAUGCAAAUUUGCACACCCCCCUAAAAGUUGCCAGGUUGAAAAUGGAAGAGUUAUUGCCUGCUUUGAUUCCUUAAAGGGUCGCUGUACAAGGGAGAAUUGCAAGUACCUUCAUCCACCAACACAUUUAAAAACUCAACUGGAAAUCAAUGGCCGGAACAACUUAAUCCAGCAAAAAACUGCAGCGGCAAUGCUUGCCCAGCAAAUGCAGUUCAUGUUUCCAGGGACACCACUACAGCCAGUGCCCACAUUUCCAGUGGGUCCCACAAUAGGAACGAACACGGCUAUUAGCUUUGCUCCUUACCUAACGCCAGUAACACCAGGAGUUGGCUUAGUCCCGACUGAGAUCCUACCCACGCCGCCUGUCAUUGUUCCUGGAAGUCCACCAGUUUCAGUUCCCAGUUCAACUGCUACCCAGAAACUCCUCAGGACUGAUAAACUGGAGGUGUGCAGGGAGUUCCAGCGGGGGAACUGCGCGCGUGGAGAGACUGAUUGCCGCUUUGCGCACCCAGCAGACAGCACAAUGAUUGACACUAACGACAACACCGUAACCGUGUGUAUGGAUUACAUAAAAGGGCGUUGCAUGAGGGAGAAAUGCAAGUAUUUUCACCCUCCUGCACAUUUGCAGGCCAAAAUCAAAGCGGCGCAACACCAAGCCAACCAGGCUGCAGUGGCAGCCCAGGCAGCUGCAGCAGCUGCGACUGUGAUGACUCAGUCGACUGCCAAAGCAAUGAAGCGACCUCUCGAAGCAACUGUAGACCUGGCCUUUCCUCCUGGUGUUCUUCACCCUUUACCAAAGAGACAAGCACUUGAAAAAAGCAAUGGUGCCAGUGCCGUUUUCAAUCCCAGUGUCUUGCACUAUCAACAGGCUCUUGCCAAUGCUCAGUUGCAGCAACAUGCAGCGUUUAUCCCGACAGAUAAUCCUGAAAUAGCCGGCAGGAGCGGGACGGAGUGUCACGAAGCCUCCCUGCGGACGGCCAAGCACGGCUACUGUACAUACUACCCCGUCUCCUCCUCUCUAGAGUUGCCACAAACUGCAUGCUAAGUCAAGAAUUUGUUCUUAUGGACAAAUCAAAAACUCAAAAAAGCUAGUGCUGCUAUGUCAUAUAUGAAUAUUAAAUAUGGUAUGCUUACUAUACUCCAACCUAAAAUAGUUAACUACCUGAUACCAGCUGUGAUGUUUCAAGACAUAAAGGAUAACAUUUAGUUUUAAAGAUUUUCUAAGCAUAGUUUAAUUAUUGCAAAUAUUGUCGUUUCUCCAUAACUACACCUAACGAAAAUGGUCCAGAUCAGUCAGUCUCGUGAGAUUCCACGUUUAUGAAUCUUUCGAGCUCAGCAAUAAUUGAGUUGAAUUGGCUAAAAACUUUCCCCAGUUGCAGGUUUAAUUUUCACCCAAACUAUGAUUCGGGGUUUUCUUCUCAAUUAAAAAAAAAGGAAAAAAAAUCUUGGUUUUGCUCCCUUGGUGAGUUGACUCCAAGACAGAGGAAGUGAAACACAGCCCGGUGUCCUGCACAUCGUCCUACCAAUCUGAUCUUUUUAGCCAGAAGUCCAAAGUAAAGCACAAAGUCUUUAGAUGCACAUGGUUGGUGUUUGACUUGUAUGGAGAAGUUGCAUUUGAAUCAUAGCAGAAUAGCAGAAGAAAAUUUUAAAAAUUUUGCACAGUAUGAACUUCAUACCCCUUUCAAUCCCCAAAAGAACAAAGUCUUGAGAAUAUUAUUUUACGAGUAUAUUUAUAAUGUUUUUAAAAUAGACUUUGCAGAAGUGCCUAAAUUUUGUCACAUCAGACUUGAUGAAAGUGAGCCUGAUGCCAACAGUCAAAUCUCACCGGACGCGAAUAAUCUUUGAAACUCAUAGUCAGGUUACCAAAAAGAUCCAAGCUGUUAAGAAGUAAUUUAUAGAAGUAUAAAAUCAAACAAAACAAGACCAAACUAAUGAAAGAAAAGGCAAAAAAAAAGGCUGUAGAUGAAGAGAUUGUAUGAUACUCUAAUUUAAUUAAAAUUCAGUUGAGUCACUGAAACUUCACAGGUGACUUUAAUCUAGGCUAUUAACUGAACACUAAGAAUGUAGAAUGAGAUUCAGUUUAAUAAAUCAUUACUGUAUUUGCAUUUUUUUAAUUGGAUUAUAAGAUUGUAACCAGAUUAGAGUGGAGAAAAAAUAGUUCUUUUAAUUGUUUUCCUUUAAAAACAUAUUUUAUGUCACAAAAGUAUGAAGAUAUCUUUA
This is a messenger RNA of Ficedula albicollis (Collared flycatcher), 2397 nucleotides long. It is a transcript of the gene MBNL2, whose product is annotated as muscleblind like splicing regulator 2. NCBI's taxonomy places the organism in Eukaryota, Metazoa, Chordata, Aves, Passeriformes, Muscicapidae. Gene Ontology annotation, molecular function: metal ion binding. The transcript is spliced from 7 exons. The record is from RefSeq and is a predicted model, not a curated record. The coding region runs from base 83 to 1222 and encodes 379 amino acids.